UAGCAACAAGUCACGCUAAGUUUGAAGAAGAAAGGAAACUCUUGAGUUGAAGUUGGUCUUGAUUGAGCAAGGGUUAGUAAAAGACAGACAAAAAUCUAAAAUGCAUCGGGCCUAUCAACCAAUUACCCCUGCUAACAACAAGCUUUUGAAGCAAAGAUGGGACAUGAGCCGAUAUGAUACACACAGAAGAAAGGUUCGAUCGGCUGCAGCAGUGAUAGAUAAUAAAGCCCCACAGACUUACAUGCAUCUUCACCUGAAGCUGAAGAAACUGCAGGUUGAGGAAGAGCGAAAUGCAACAAUUGAAAGAGAUAACCGUAUCCUUCUUGAGAAGAUGUCUUACACAAUGCGAACUAAGGGAAGAGUAGACAACAGGAAUGACUAUGAACACAAAAGUCUAAAUAAAACCAAGAGGCAAAGAGAGCUGCUCAGAGUCACCCACGAAAAUCAGGCAAUAUUGAAAAGAAUAGCUUCUAAAGAACCACAUUACAACCAUCUGCAAUGGGAGGAUGAGUGGCAGAUCAACGAGACUUACAUGGAUAACAUUGCCAAGUACCCCAAGGACUGGUACAAACAAAUGACCCGGAAACACAGGUCACGAACCCAGUCAGAACCAGCCAGGACAACCACAAGUGAGAAUGAGAACUCAACUGGAACUAAGGAGGAACCUGCACCAGAAGAAGAGACAGCCGAAGUCCCGCCUACUGAGGAGCCAGAGGCCGAAGCCGAGUUAUGAUUAGGAUUUGGAUUCUACAAAAAAUACAAAUUAGAAUUUAUUGUGGAUAAUUAAACUGCUGUUAAGUGUGUGGUAAUGGGACUCUUUCAGUUGCUAUAUUAGUUAUGAAACAAUUUGUAAAAUAUUUUUUAAAAGCUUUUUAUUUUACCGAAUGAGUUAUUUGCAAGCAUUUGUGUUUGCUCAGCAAACUUCUAAAAAAACUCAUUACUUCUGGAUAACGUGUGAGAACAUUGUAUUCUGUCAAUUUUGACCAUGUACUUGCCUCCAGUGCAUGUAAAUUAUUAUUUAACAUAUAAACAACAAAUGAAUAAAAAAGACUUCACUUUUACAAA
Nematostella vectensis (starlet sea anemone) is the source of this 1065-nucleotide messenger RNA. Its product is annotated as sperm axonemal maintenance protein CFAP97D1. The transcript is spliced from 5 exons. Lineage: Eukaryota; Metazoa; Cnidaria; Anthozoa; Actiniaria; Edwardsiidae. Bases 101 to 733 code for a protein of 210 amino acids. The record is from RefSeq and is a predicted model, not a curated record.